Papaver somniferum (opium poppy) is the source of this 3102-nucleotide messenger RNA. RefSeq names its product F-box protein At5g07610-like. The record is from RefSeq and is a predicted model, not a curated record. Gene Ontology annotation, molecular function: protein binding. The transcript has 7 exons. Lineage: Eukaryota; Viridiplantae; Streptophyta; Magnoliopsida; Ranunculales; Papaveraceae. Bases 1667 to 2938 code for a protein of 423 amino acids.
CCACACUCCUUCCUUUCCCAAUUCGACUGCCAUUGUCAAGACUCAAGACCAUCUCCAGCAGACAAGAAAUUUCUAGUUCUUAUAUUCACAACCAACCAUCAAAAUUGGCUGAAAGUGUAUCUUCUGUAGAGGGAAUUGAAGAAGGUUGUGUCCAGAGAAAUUACUUACUGCCAGGUUUUUGCCCAAGGAUAGUUUGAUGACGAAGAAGCCAAUCCGCCAAUGUUGACUGAUGGAGAUGGCUAUUGUAACCAGGGGAGAGGACAAAGACCUUGAUCUUAGAACGACUUCACCUGAUGACUUUACCGAGCCCGAAUGGUCAACCUUCUAAGGACUCAAAAUUCUGAUAUCAAAUUCUAGACACCUGCUAUGACGGACAUAUGCACAGUGGGACUUGUUGUAUCAGACAGGUAUUGACAGGGGAUUUCUAUUUAUCAAGCAUGAUCCUUGUAAGGGGGUAUAUUUACUCUUUGUUAUGAAUCAGCAACAGUGGUAUUCCUCACUCGUGGGAGAACUUGAAAUUCUAUCAAAUGGUAAUAUUAGAUUAGCGAUCAGCAGAAGAACCUUCGGAGGUAGAAGAAAUUGAUGAAUAUGCAGAACCAGUUGUAGCUGUAUAUAUCUUCGUUGGUCUUCCAGUCGUAAGCUUGAGGAUGCAUGCUGACCUCCCCCUUCAAGAGGGAUUUGAAGAAGGGUACUGAGAAUUUACUUACUGCCAGGUUUUUGCCCAAGUAAAAGUUGAUGUCGAAGAGGCCAAUGUUGACUGAUGGAACCAGGGGAGAGAGUAGAAAGACCUUGCUCAUAGGACGACUUCACCUGAUGACUUUGUCGAGCCCAAAUGGUCAACCUUCUAAGGACAAGCAUCUGACCGAUGUCAUCUACGCGGCAGAGUUGCUUAGUGUUUAUCGUCGUUGAAGCUUGAGGAUGCAUACUGAUGUCUCUCGAGAGGGAACUGAAGAAGGUUAUGUACAGAGGAACUACUUACUACCAAGCUUUGCCUGGGAGGAAAAAUUCGAUGUCGAAGAGGCCAAUGUUGACUGUUGGAGGUGGCUAUUAGAACCAGGGGAGAGGAAAGGCCUUUGAUAAUAGGACAACUUCACCUGAUGACUUUGACGAUCCCAGAUGGUCGACCUUAUAAGAAAAGACAAGUCAAAGGAACCAUGCGGGGGUAAGAUGAGACAAUAUUGAGGUGGACUCUUCGCAAUCAUAUAAUUGGUGUAACAUUUGAAUACCUGAUUAACUUUGCUUAGGCAAGGCAAUACCCAAAUCGGUGGGGAAUACCGUGAACACGUUGGAUAGUUCUCCUCAGUUUGGCAUUUCUUCAUAAACCAGCUCCACAAUGUCCACAUAAUAUAGAUCUUCUUCUAUGAAGGAGGUGAGGGUCGAACUAACGACCGUGGUUCGUUGGGUAUUCAUUGUCAAAUUGAAACAGAUUAGACGCCAAGCAAUGCAGCUGUCUAACACACCCGAAUAAGGUAAUGAGACUAGAUGCAUGAACCUCAGCGCUGCUAGCUGGUCAUGCCGGAAAUGGUAAAGAUAGCCCAACUUUAAUAAGCCUUACUGAGGUGGUGAUAUCAACUGCUCAGCUAAUUAAGCUUCCUGCUUUCAUUACUCCAGUACGUCUAUAAAUACCCUAAUCCAAUCUUCUCUUCACUGCAAUAUAUGUUUCAAGAUGUUUCCGGUUUCUCGUAAACUACCACGCGUCUCCGAUAGGAAUUCAGAUGAUAAAGCAUCAAAGCCGUCAUCGGUCAUAGCGAACAACAAUGAUCUUUUAAUACAGAUACUCUUGUGUUUGCCAGUGAAAUCUUUGAUGUCAUUCAAGUCUGUAUCAAAAUGUUGGUUGUCUAUCAUCUCAGAUCCAUUUUUCAUUCACAAGCAUUCACGACAAACCCGUCUUCCAGUUUCCGGAUUAUUCUUGCCUGCUACAAAUGCUGAAUUCAAAUUCAUCUUCCUUGACGGGAGAAAAGUCACUAGUGGCGAACGCAUUAAAAUUCUCGACUUUGAUGUGAAUAACCCAACAGGUUUGAAGAUAGAGCAAUCAUGUAAUGGUCUUCUCUGUUGCAGUAACUGGAGAUGGAGUCGACAUAACCGAACGUAUUACAUCAACAAUCCCUCCACAAAACAAAGUAAAGUAAUUCCAAAACCUCAAUCUACAGGAAAUGGUUUAUUUGUGGUGUGUAGUAUGAGUUUAGCUUUCAACCCAUUUAAAUCACCUCACUACAAAGUUGUCUGUGUUUGUGGAAAUAGUCCAAACCAAUACCAAAUUCAUAUUUUCGAUUCAAAGACAGAUUCUUGGAAGAUAUCUGCUGGUGAUCUCCUCCCUGCAUCUUAUGAUACAUUUUCUAGGCCAGGUGUGUUUUGGAAUGGCUCGUUACAUUGGAUUAGCGCAAGUGAGUUUAGCAGUUGGAUUAGCAAAAGUAAGUCUUUUGUUUAUUUCGAUAUCGAGCAAGAACUAGUAAAAGAACUACCAGUGCCACCAUUACCAUUUAAUGAUGAUUGGCUUGCAAGGAAGAUGGGAUAUUUUGGCGAGUACAAGGGUCAUUUGCAUCUUGUACCAAUUUACAAUCAGAGCUCCACAUUCUUCGACAUACUGGAAAUGGACAUUGAGUACAGGUUCUGGAAUGUAAAAUACCGGGUCGAUAUGGAAAUUCUUGCGACUUCAUACCCCGAGAUGAUUCGAUAUGAUAAUGACAGUAACAAUGUAGAUGGAGUAGCAGCAUCCUUGUACAAUUUUGAGUUCUCUAUCUUGCUUAUUCGUGAAGAAGAAAAAGAAGAAGAAUCAAGUCUGGUAAUCCACCUACCGGAUAAGACUAUUUGGUACAAUUUAAAGGAAAUGAGAUUCACCAAAACACACGAUUUGUCGCCAAGUCUUCUUGGGCAGGGUUCGAUACAAUAUGCCUGGUUCGACGCUCAUCAAUAUAUUGAGUCACUUGCUCUUGUUUAGCAACUCGUUUAGAAAUCAAAUCAAGUGAUGAAAUAUGUAUUUUUUUUAAUUUCUAAUAGUGUUCUGAUGCGCUUUAACUUUUGAAUGUCAGCUCACCUUGUAUAAUCAUUGUGCAGUGAUCCGCCGGAUUGAAGUAAAGUAUAAAGUAGCAUAACAAGAUAUAU